AUGGGAAAGCAUUUGCACAUCGAUAAACCGGACACCCUUCAACCGGAACAUGUUCAUAUUACGGCGAGCGGAUUGAAUGCUUUCCAGAACUAUCGAUUCUAUAUGAAACUUCGUCACAAUUAUGGAUCGCAUUUCUCUCAGGCGGUUUUUCGCGCCGAUUCACAUGGAAGAAUCGAUCUGAAAACAGCGCAACCACUUCGGGGAACCUAUUUUGAAGCCGAUCCAAUGGGCUUAUUUCUUUCAAUGACGCCUUCUGAGGACUUCGCGUUUGGCGGCUACCUUCGUUGCACUCCUCCAAUUCCAUUCAUCUACGAAUUACAACUUCUCGAUAAUGCCGAGAAAUUGAUCGACAAAAUUUAUAUCAAAAAACACUGGAUGCAUCCGAAGCUUACUCGGACGGAAAUCGAACACGACGGAUUCUACGGGACCCUAUUCAAACCGCCUGGCGACGGACCAUUCCCUUGUGUCAUGGAUAUUUCGGGAACUGGAGGAGGUCUUCAUGAGCAUAAGGGUUCCAUGCUAGCUUCCGAAGGAUUCGUGGUCAUCUGCGUAGCUUUUUUCCAAUUUAAAGACCUCCCUUUAAAGCUUGAAGACGUCGAAAUUGAAUAUUUUUUGAAGCCAAUUCAAUUUCUGUUAGAUCUACCGUAUACCACAAAUAUGCUUGGUAUCCAGGGUGUCUCUUUUGGUGCAACUUUGGUGAAUUUGAUGGCAACUCGUUUUCCACAGAUCAAAUCAGUAGUUUCAAUUAACGGACCACAAGCGCUUUGUUCGUAUUCAACAAUUCGCGAAAAUGGAAAAUAUCUGCCAUGCGUUGUACUCGACGACCAAAAAUAUUUCUUCUUGAACACAAUUAUGUGCACGUACAAGUGUUUCAAGGAAAUCACAAAAGAUUUGACGCCGGAAACCGAAAUUCCGUGGCAUCGAAUUCCGAGAGACACCAAAUUCCGGUUGAUUGGCAGUGUCGACGAUCUCUGCGCGCCGUCGGUCCACGCGAAUCUGUACAUGCAAGAGAAGCUGAAAGAGACUGGACACGAAGUUGAGCUCGAGCUGGUGAAUGGUGGUCAUAUCAUGGAACCGCCAUACUUCCCACAUCACGAGAUUGUAUAUGCCAAAUUCCAAGGAUUCUAUUGUGGAUACGGUGGCGAAGUUGUGCUUCAUGCAAAAUCUCAAGAGCGCACUUGGGCAAACACAAUCAAAUUUUUCAAACGAACGUUGGGAUGUCCACCGGACAUGCCCGAUUGGGAUCGACUCUCCUACAUCGAGCCACCAGCAAAGAACACCGAGGAAAGAAGUCGUUUAUAA
This is a messenger RNA of Caenorhabditis bovis, 1302 nucleotides long. The record is from the annotation of a GenBank genome assembly. NCBI's taxonomy places the organism in Eukaryota, Metazoa, Nematoda, Chromadorea, Rhabditida, Rhabditidae.